Ambispora leptoticha is the source of this 2343-nucleotide messenger RNA. The record is from the annotation of a GenBank genome assembly. NCBI's taxonomy places the organism in Eukaryota, Fungi, Glomeromycota, Glomeromycetes, Archaeosporales, Ambisporaceae.
AUGAUUAGUAAUAACUUCAAUACAUUGUCAGAAAACACGUCGACGCGUCGUCGUCGACGAACAAAUGAUGAACAAAAUGUGAAACCCGCUGUAAAACGUGGUGCCAAAAGGAAGAAUGAGGAGACAAUUGUUGAGGGCGCGAAAAAAGCAAAGAAGAAGGGAAAAUCGGAGGAUAUACCGACUGAAAAGGAAGGAUUAGAGGGAAAGACAUUCGUAUUUACUGGCGAUCUUUCUAUUGAACGUGAGGAAGCACAAAAUAAGGUUAAACGUUAUGGCGGACGUGUGACAACUGCACCAAGCUCGAGGACAACCUAUCUCGUAGUAGGUGACGAUCCGGGACCCAAAAAAGUCGAGAAAGCCAAAGAACUCGGUAUUUCAACUCUAAAUGAGGAAGAAUUUUUUGAUUUGAUCAAAAGCAUAGAAAAAAAGAAAGCCGAAUCUACUGCUAAUGAUAAUGAAGAAGAAACUGAAGAUAAAUCAUUCAAUAAUGAGACAAUGAUCGCUUCCCCAUCAUCAUCAACUAAUGAAAGUGGAGUUAUAAGCUCUCCAUCCAUAGUCGAAUCGAAAUUAUGGGUGGAUAAAUACAAACCGAAAACAUUAGCUGAAUUGUGUGGUAAUAAAAUUCCAAUCGAAAAACUUCAAAAGUUUCUUCGUGAUUGGGAUCAGAAUCUAAAGAGAAACUUUCCGAGCGGUGGUAAAGAUGAUUUGAGUGGGUAUAGGGCAGUUUUAAUUUCUGGUACACCUGGCAUCGGAAAGACAACUGCCGCUCAUUUGGUCGGCGAACUUGAGGGAUACGAUAUCGCAGAGUACAACGCCAGUGAUACCAGGUCUAAGAAAUCCCUGGAGGCUGUUGUAAAAAUUGCAACAACCAAUACGUCAAUCACCAGUUUUUAUCGUCAAACUCCAAGUGACAGUAAAGACUCUGAUACUACCAAGCAUGGUCGUGCUCUUAUAAUCAUGGAUGAAGUGGAUGGAAUGUCGGUUGGCGAUCGUGGUGGAAUAGUCGAGUUAAUGUCGUUAAUUAAGAAGACUCAAGUACCGAUCAUUUGUAUUUGUAAUGAUCGGGCUUCUGCUAAAAUCAGAAGUUUAGUAAGUUCUCCCUUAGUCUAUGAUUUGCGAUUCCAAAGAGAAAAUCUUAAACUUACUGCUCCUGUCGUGGACGAGUUGGUCCGUAACUCACAUACUGACAUCCGUCAAGUACUGAACAUGAUGUCUUCAUAUAAACUCACGAAUAAUUCGAUGGACUAUGAUCAAGGACUGGAAUUAGCAAAAGCUUCGGAAAAAAAUGACGUCAUGAAUCCAUGGGAUGUCACUAGUAAAUACUUCAAUCCACAUUCAUGGAAAGAAAAAGGAGGCAUGAAUCUGAACGAAAAAAUUGAAUUGUAUUUCCAUGAUUCUUAUAUUAUUCCGCUGAUGAUUCAGGAAAAUUAUAUAAAAACGAAACCGACUCGUGCCACUGAUCUAGCUAACGAAACCAGUCAAAGUAUUGACCUUGCAACGCUAGAAUUGCGAAGCAAAGCUGCUGAUGCUAUUUGUUUUUCGGACAGGGUAAAUGCGAAUAUACUCGGCACUCAACAAAAUUGGAGUUUGAUGCCAUUCCAUGCGAUCAUGUCGUGUGUAACACCCGCAUCUUAUAUUCAUGGUUCAAUGUCCGCUCAAAGCUAUCAUGGCGGUAGUCCAAUCGCGUUCCCAAGCUGGUUAGGUAACUACUCGAAAACAAAUAAAUAUCAACGAAGGCUUCAAGAAAUACAAAGUCAUAUGCGACCAAGGAUAUCAGGUGACAAAAAUGAAGUUAGGCAGAGUUACAUUCCUGCUUUGAUUCCUGCCUUGACAAAACCAUUGAUUGAUUACGGAAAUGAUGGAAUACCGGAAGUGAUAGAAAAAAUGGACGAAUACUUCUUAACCAAGGAGGAUUGGGACGUGAUGCUUGAAAUGGGACUUGCACAUAAUGAUGGCGAUAAAAUAUUGAAGAAGAUUUCUUCCGCUGUCAAAUCAGCCUUCACACGAAAAUAUAAUAGCACCUCUCAUCCAACUCCAUACACGCGAGGCAAUGUAUCAGCCAAGGCAGCAAAAGCCAUUCCCUCCUCGAAAGAAGUUCCCGAUAUCGAAGAAGCAAUUGAAGUCGAUGAAAUUCUUGAAGAAGAGGAGAGCGUAUCAUCGAACGAAGAUGAUUUAACGCAAGAUAAAAACAUCAAGAAGAAAAGUGGAACUGGGAAGGGCAGAGCUGCUGCUAGUAGCUCAAAGAAGACCGCGACCGCUUCGGGAUCUAGAGGUGCACGUGGUGCGGGAUCGAGAGGGGGGAGGGGAAGCCGAGGUGGUGGUCGUGGUAGGGGCAAAAAAUAG